GCAGAGGGAGGACUCGCUGCAGACUGAGCCAGGCGGUGCCCUCUGCAAGUUGCCCUGCAUGGGGGUGUGGGGGCCAUGUGGCUCAGCCGCCAGAGCCCCAUUCCUGAGGCUCACCCCACCUUUCCUUAUGGCAUUUUCAGAACAUUAGCUGAGACUUAAUUUUCCCACAAUAGCACUUUUUUGUGGAUUUAAAUUCAGAUGGCAUUCUUAGUAGGUUAUUGUCAAACCUACCUUAAAGUUUUUCCCAUAUUUUUGGUCAGAGUUUACCCACCCUGUUCCAGGCUGCUUAAUCUCAAAGGUGAACAUUGAGGUGAGGCAUCUUCCACAUCUACCCUGUCAUACUCAGUUGAGGGAACUGUUUGCCUUUAGGGUGUCUUAGGGUCACUGCUUGGUGGUGAAAGCAGAUAGGGUGCCAGGUGUGGUGGCUCACACCUGUGACCCAGCAGGCAGGAGUCAGGCAGGAGGACUUUAGUUCAAGGGCAGCCUUGGCUACAUAGCAAACUCAAGGCCAGCUUGAGCCACACACACAAAAAAGUGACUUCAAAACAAAGCCGAUGGGGACGGGGAUUUACCCCACCUGCCUCGCAAGUGCAAGGACCCGAGUUCAAUCCCCAGUACCAAAAAAAGAAGACAACUGGUGGGGAGAGGGGUAAGGAAGCAGGUGGUGUGGAGCACUUUAUCCUGGUGCUGCACUGUACACCAGGACAUGUAACAUUAACACAACUUUCCUGAUGAGCCAGGAUCUGCCCUCCUGCUCUCAUUCAGUUCUCUUGUCAAAUAAGAAUGUUCUAAGACCUGGCGUAGACCAGGUGUGGUGCAUGCCUGCAGUCCCAGCACUCAGGAGGCUGAGGCAGGAGGAUUGCUGCAAGUUCAGAGGCAACCUGGACUACAUAGUGAGUUCAGGGCAGCCCGAAGUGUAGACCCUGUCUUUUUUAAAAAAACAAACCUGGCUUUCGCCGCCUGCUGCGCAAGCGCAAGGACCUGAGUUCGAUCCCCGGUACCGAAAAAUACAAAACAAACAAAAAAACCUGGCAUAAUCUGUGCCAAGAUAGGAAUCCGUGUGAAGCCAUGGUUUCCCCUAAUUAGCCGAUGGACUGGUUUGACUUUAUAAAUUAGUUAUUUAAUAAAAUGAAAUGUUGAAAAAUAAAGCAUAUGGCAGGGGAUUUAGCUCAGUGGUUCCAGCACCUGCCUUGCAAGCACAAGGUCCCGAGUUUGAUCCCUGGUACCAAAGGAAAAAAAAAAAAAGAAAAAUAAAGCAUAUGAUUCAUUGAUUUACAGUUGUCUUUUAGUAAAACAAGCACAAUACAGUAUACUUUCUGCACUUUCUUUACAGCAGGGCAGAGAGCAGGGGUGGUGACCAGUGGCACGCUUGCCACCGCAGGCUGUUUCUGUCAUCACUAGUGCAAGAGAUAAGGGGUUGGCUCCAGGAAGUGGUAGGACGGACCUACAGUCUCACAGAUACUCUCUGGGACGCUAACAGACAGUCUGGAAACAGACUGUGGCUCUUCCUCAUAGGUUUGCCUGUGUCACUAACUGAGGGCCAGAACCAAGAUACUCUUCAGGUCUCCAGGGCAAAAGGCCAGGUGACCAAUCAACUCUUAGGCAGAGGUCAUUGUUGGAGGCCUGCAUGUUGCUAUGGCUACAGAAACCUUGGUGACUGAACCAAACCGGAGUGCCUGCCCAGGCUUCUCAGGCUUUAUCAAGCAAGGCUGUAGACAUGUCUCCAGAAAAGAUGACAAAAGUAGAAGAGACCUUGCAGAGGGCCUCGAGACUUAAGAAGAUGGUUGACAGGUGGCAGAAUUCACAUACUCACUGCAUGUGGCAGAUGACCCUGAGCCAGAGGAGAAACCCGUAUGCUGUCCUACGGCUGCAGGGCACCAUGGAGGAGGAGUUGGCGCUGGCUGACCGACACCUGCUGCUGGUCCGCCAGGCUGCCCUGCGCCAGCUGUUUGAGGAGGAGCAUCAGCAGUGCCAGCAGGAGCUACAUCGGAUGGGCAAAGCUUUCUACGUGGAGAGACUCUGACGGCCUCCCAAACACUGCUCCUGCGUCCUCAGCACCUGUCAGUCAAGCCUCACUGAGGCCUGCCGCCUUGAACUACCCUCCCC
This is a messenger RNA of Heterocephalus glaber (naked mole-rat), 2106 nucleotides long. The record is from RefSeq and is a predicted model, not a curated record. Lineage: Eukaryota; Metazoa; Chordata; Mammalia; Rodentia; Bathyergidae.